This is a messenger RNA of Seminavis robusta, 2191 nucleotides long. Lineage: Eukaryota; Bacillariophyta; Bacillariophyceae; Naviculales; Naviculaceae. The record is from the annotation of a GenBank genome assembly.
CGGUACGGUGCCGGUAGUUGAUUGAUAGAGUAUUGAUAGAUUAGAUUGGAUGUUGACAUAUUUGGGUACCGUACUACACUGUAGCAUGAUAGUUCACACCACGUUAGCAGGCUAUCAUUUGUUUGCUGUAUCCCUUUCCAAGAGUGUCCAAAUUUCAAGGAUCCCCCACACCUCCUUGGGGUGAAGAAAGUGGGGUGGUUAAGCGGUUCAACUGACAAACAUUACGUACUCCAUGGUAUCCAACAGGUAGAUAUCAAUAAAAAGGGUCAAGGCAAAAACUUUCUUUAGUAGCUAGCCAGAUGUCAGUGAUUGAUCUCUCUCACUGGCUCGGAAGAGGGGGCUCACAACAGCGCAGUUCCGUGGGGAGCAAUUAGAUCUAGCAAUGUAACCCGUUUUACACCAAGAUUUCGAGGUGCGCUGUUCAGCAUGACAUGAAAAGCCUUUUCGAUGUCUUUUAGCGAUCUUUCGUGCGUUCAAAGGCAAAGAUCCUGUGCCGAUCAGCUCAGUGCUGCCAACAAACCCAUAAACAUACCACCUCUUCUUCCGAGUAUCUAUCUUCCGUUGUGAUUGUGUUGAGAGGUAGAGCCUCUGAUGUAUCGGCAUACCAUUCAGAGUGGACUACGGGGGAUAUCUUUUGCAUUGGUUGUGUCGUUGUCAUUGCUACAGCCUUGGUUCGGUGCCGCCCAGAACAUCACGAACUGCAAUGGCCCUCGCACUCCAGGCGCACUCCGAGCCGCCUUGCUGGACGACUACGACUCCUUCACUCGUCCAGGUGAAGCCUUGGCGUUCUCGAAUGGGACGAAUCCCAUUGACGCUCCACCCGAUGUAGCUCGCAUUCAAUUGCAUGUUCUGUCAUUGAAUGCCGUCGACCAAAAACGAAACGAAUACGAGCUAAGUGUUUGGUUUCGACGAAGCUGGCAGGAUUUUAGAUUGCGGUACACUCCCCAGUCACAAGGUGGUUGCUUUCCAGAUGACGGCAGAGUUGGAUUUCCCGAAGAUGUACUCAAAAAUAUCUGGCAGCCUGACUUUUACAUUGAGAAUCUGGCCAAACCCUACAGCCGCAUCGCCGGUUCUGUGUGGGUAUAUCCCUCGGGAAGAGUCAUCCAUGUCAGUCAGUUGGAUAUGGUGUUGGCAUGCCAAAUGCAGUUUGAUGACUUUCCUCGAGACGUACAAACCUGUGGCUUUCGAGUUGGAACGUUUCUGGAGGAUGCCAAGGGAGUCACUCUGGAUUUCUUUGAUAAUUUGGAGCCGGUCACAUUGGCCCAAGACAAUCAGCAAGAAGGCUCGCUGCCACACGGAGGCACCACAGAAUGGAGAAUCCAAGGCGCCAGAGGCGUGGAUAUUUCGGGUGUCGGAGGAGCCACCCAGGCGGAAUCUACUGUAGAAGUCCAGUUUGACUUUGCGAGAAACUCCGAAUACUAUUCGGACUUUGUGAUUACUCCAGCUGUCAUGUUUGUGGUCAUUGGUUGGAUCAGUUUCUUCCUCAAUCGAUCGGCGGCUCCCGCACGUGUUGCCAUGUCCAUGAUUGGUUUCUUGGCCAACACCAAUUUUUUAGCCGCUCAGCUGGGACAGCUGCCCCGGCUGGGAAACGAUGUCUGGUUGCUAACAUUUCUCUCCAUAUCGGCCUGGUUUUCCUUCUAUGCCAUUGUCGAAUACGUCGUUUGCAACUGGUUGCGGCGCAUUCAAGCCCGUAUCGAUGGUGCACGGAAAAAGACAGAAGAGCUCGUCAAAGCAAGAGUCAAGGCAGAUAAAAAGCGCAGCAAGAAGAAGAAGAAACACAAUAAUUCCUAUGAUGAAGACGAGGAAAUGGGCAGUCCUCAACCAGGCGUCAUGCAUGUAUCCAAGGCUGACAUGAUUGAAAACGGUUUCCAUAAUAAAAUGGAUCUGUUGAUGAUGAAGGACGAUACCGAAAUGUACUUUAGUGACGAACACGUCGAUGUCUUUUCUCGGUACGCAUAUCCCAUCACCUACUUGAUUGUAUUCUUGGUGAUGUGGUUUGGCUAAUAAUAAAGAAGCAGCACACAACACAACAAGCACGUAACUGUACCAAUUCAGUGAGGUCGGCAUGCGAAGUGCUACAUGUAGUAAAGUAAAAGAUAUAUUUAGAAAUCUAGUGGUAUCAAUAUGUGUUUCCGUUGGUGCUGAAAAACAAUCCUACUGCAUAGAGACUGCUUGAACCGACACAUACAUG